ACAAAAAGGAGAAAAGGGUCAGUGCGGAGAGUAUCCACACAGGGAAUAUCUAAGCACCACACUUGCAGCUCUUCGUUCUAAUCACAUCCUUGCAUUGAAGGGUGAACAAGGACAGGCAGGCAUCCAAGGGCCUCCAGGGCUACCUGGGCCCCCAGGCGCUCCAGGAACUCCAGGACCACCUGGCCCAGCUGGCCCAGCUGGGAAAACAGGAGAACCUGGCAAGGAUGGAAAGGGUUUGCCAGGACCCCCUGGGCCAAAGGGUGAUCCUGGACUUCAAGGAUACCAUGGAAGGAAGGGUGAAGCGGGUGAGACAGGCCUCCCAGGUGCACCUGGACUUCCUGGACCUGCUGGCCCUAAGGGUGAAAAGGGAGACAGUAGCCUGAAGGGGGAGAGGGGAAUGCCAGGGCUGCCAGGAAAACAAGGAGUUCAGGGUGAACCUGGGAUUCCAGGAGCAAAGGGUGAGAAAGGGAAACCUGGUGACCCGGGACCUCAUGGAACCAUGGGAGAAAAGGGCGAAAAAGGAGAUUCUAGCAAUGCACUUGGAGGAGGUAAAGGAGAACCAGGACCACCAGGAUUACCGGGGCCUCCAGGACCAAAGGGCCCCAAGGGUGAACCAGGGAAGAGUGAAAUGGUAGACUACAAUGGUAACAUCAAUGAAGCUUUACAGGAGAUACGAACUUUGGCCCUCAUGGGACCUCCUGGUCUUCCAGGGAUUGCAGGGCCAGCUGGACCACCUGGACAGAAGGGUGAAAUUGGCCUGCCAGGUCUUCCAGGACGUGAUGGAGAAAAGGGUCUUGAUGGCCUAACUGGAGCUAAAGGUGACCAAGGGAUGCCUGGACCUCCAGGUCUCAUCGGUCCAAUUGGACUUCCGGGUUUUACAGGAGAGAAGGGAGAACCUGGAGAAAAAGGAGAUAUUGGGACCUCAGUAACUGGUCCACCAGGGCCUCAAGGUCCACCUGGAACCCCAGGUCUUCAAGGCCUACCAGGACCUAAGGGAGAAGCAGGCAUUGAUGGAAUGAAAGGUGAAAAGGGUGUCCAAGGAGAAAAAGGAGACCGAGGUCCUCUGGGGUUGCCCGGCGCUUCAGGUUUAGACGGCAGGCCUGGCCCACCGGGUACUCCAGGACCAGUUGGAGUCCCAGGACCAGCAGGACCAAAAGGAGAAAGGGGAAAUAAGGGAGAUUCUGGUUCUACAGGACCGAUAGGACCAGCAGGGCUUCCUGGCUUUCAAGGCUCACCAGGUGAAAAAGGAAACCGGGGGGAAAGGGGCAAGAAAGGCUCUAGGGGGCCUAAAGGGGAUAAGGGAGACCAAGGAGCACCUGGAUUAGAUGCACCCUGUCCAUUGGGGGAAGAUGGGUUGCCAAUUCAGGGAUGCUGGAAUAAGUGAAUAUUCUAACCAAGGACUGGCCUGUGUGUCUGUGUGUAUGUUUGUGCAUAGAAUAUUUAUUUUUAUACAUUGUUCUUUUUUGAAAGUGCCGACAGAUAUGCAUAAAAAGCUGCAUAUUUUUGUACAUAAAAUGCUACAAUUCGCCUUUAGCUGUCUGCCAGUUGCUUGUAUAAUUAUAUAUAUAUGUUGAUAACUAUGCUUCUUGCAUUGUGGGAUUCAGCUGCAAUAUUUGCAUGAUAUUUCUGCACUCAGAGUAAGUGCUACGGCUUAAUAAGCUAUUGCAUAAAGAUGCCAGAAGGAACCAUUCUAUGUACAUACGAAGACAAAAAACAUUUGAAAGUGGGUGCAAGAACAUCUUAAAAUACUAUGGAUUUUGAUUAUUAAAAUGAAAUGAAAUGUAGCAUUUGUAAAUACAUUCUAUAUUGGUAUUUCAACGUGCAAAAUGAAAUAACAUAGUAAGAGAUAACAGGGGCAAUCUAUCCUCACUUUUACUGUACACAAAGGGUAGAAGUAAUGCACAUCAUUGUUCAGAAUUGAGGACAACAAAGUAGGGACAUACAUGCCCCCAAAAAGUAUCUAGUGUCAUUAAUGAGUCAAGACAAAGUUGAAUUUUUUCCAUCAGAUUCUGUUCAUUGACAGAAGCACAAUUUUUGGUGCAAAAAUAUGGAGAUCUAAAUGUAGUUGUGAUCGAUUUAGCAAAUAAUGGACAUUUCUAGCAUUUUUACAUAGCUUUUCAAGAGAUUUGGAAACUGCACAGAUUAAGCCUCUGGAGGCUAGGGCCAUUAGGAAUGAACCUGGUCCUAUGCUCCCUCCCUCAUAAAUUCAUUGGAUGUGGUUUUCCAAUAUCCUUGCCCCAUUAGGUCCAUCUAAUGCUCUGUGGAAGGAAAUUCUUUAAGAACAACAAUGCAGGAAAGAAAAGGCCAACAGACACCUUUUUUUCAGAGCUGGAGAUUUUUGUAAAGAAUUGGAAGGGAAAUGCUGAACAGCCCGUGCAGCAUACAUUGCUGUUCUCCCUACCUCAUAAUCUCAGCAUCAAGCUAAACAGAACUUGGAAGUUUAUAAUAAUGGGAUAUGAUUACCAUUAUUUAAAACACAUAUACAGAAAUUUGGGAGGGGGGAAAAUUCUUUGUGUGUAUGUGUGUUUUUUAAUCCCAACAGCUGUAAGUGAUCAUCAUGAAAAUAGAUCAGCACCAUAGAAGAAAUAGAAGUAACACUGUACCAUUUUCUUGGACUCACAUCUCCUUUCUAAAACUGCCAUUUCUUGGGCCUACACACAUUUUUGUCCCCACAGGGCAGCUAGCAACUUGAGGAAAGGCUAUUAGCAAAAAUGGCACAAAGUAAAGGAUUAAUUCCACUGUCCCAGAGCAGUGCUAUUACUCUGUUUGAGCUCCACUAACAUGAUUACAGGAACUACGACUGCCAUAUGAAGGCAGCUGGGGUCCCUUCAGUGGUCACAGUGAAUAGUCUACACCAGUGUUUCUUAAACCUUUUUCUCUCAGGACCCCUUCCCA
Molecule: messenger RNA, 2895 nt
Organism: Python bivittatus (Burmese python)
Lineage: Eukaryota; Metazoa; Chordata; Lepidosauria; Squamata; Pythonidae
Source: RefSeq, a predicted model, not a curated record